Hordeum vulgare subsp. vulgare (domesticated barley) is the source of this 665-nucleotide messenger RNA. Its product is annotated as transcription factor bHLH150-like. Gene Ontology annotation, molecular function: protein dimerization activity. The coding region runs from base 123 to 359 and encodes 78 amino acids. Lineage: Eukaryota; Viridiplantae; Streptophyta; Magnoliopsida; Poales; Poaceae. The record is from RefSeq and is a predicted model, not a curated record. Gene Ontology annotation, biological process: regulation of DNA-templated transcription. The transcript has a single exon.
UCAUCACUCACGUAGACCACAGCGCCACGCCACGCCGCGCCUACCCUUACCGCACGUAGCGUAGCUACUAGAGAGCCGGCUAGCUAGCACAUUUCAUUGAUUGUCCUGCGGAUCCGUUCAGCAUGGAGAUCGCGAGGAGGAGGAGGUCGCUGUGCUCGAGCCGUCGCCGCCGGUCGGCGGCGGUGGGGCGGAAGGUGCGGGAGCUGCGCCGGCUGGUGCCCGGAGCGUCCGUUAUGCCCACCGACCGGCUGCUCCUUCGUACGGCCGACUACAUCGCGCAGCUCCGGGCCAGGGUGGAGCUCCUCAGGGCGCUCUCGGAGCUCUGCGAAGGCCAUGGCCAUGGCGACUCCCCUAGCUAGUUGGCUGCCUGUGGUAUGCCGUAUAUAUACGUGGAUAUCUCGCACGUAUAAAGGGGAGGUAUAUAUUGAACAAUUAUGGUUGAUUAAGUAGCGUAUAAUUGAGUACUACCUAGGUGCGAAUAUGCAUACGAAUCGUAUGUGUUCCAGAAGUAUAUAGGAGGUUUGUUUUUCUGUCCAAUAUCUCUUGUAAUUUUCGCGUCCGAUUCAUAUUCUUUGUGUAUUCAUGUACUCCUACUUGUGAUCGUCGAUCAAUCUUGCGGUGUUAUGGUAAAAAAAUCAUGACAAAUAUAAGUUUUGUCGCACCUA